Anarrhichthys ocellatus (wolf-eel) is the source of this 2643-nucleotide messenger RNA. It is a transcript of the gene cav1, whose product is annotated as caveolin 1. Gene Ontology annotation, molecular function: protein kinase binding; molecular adaptor activity; transmembrane transporter binding. The transcript is spliced from 3 exons. NCBI's taxonomy places the organism in Eukaryota, Metazoa, Chordata, Actinopteri, Perciformes, Anarhichadidae. The record is from RefSeq and is a predicted model, not a curated record. Gene Ontology annotation, cellular component: Golgi apparatus; cytoplasmic vesicle; sarcolemma. The coding region runs from base 262 to 807 and encodes 181 amino acids. Gene Ontology annotation, biological process: cell differentiation; regulation of cytosolic calcium ion concentration; negative regulation of endothelial cell proliferation.
CUCUCCCGUCUCUGCUCACAGGUGACUGCGAGGAAGCGCUGUGCGGGAACCGAAGGAAGAAAAAAAAAACGGAGGUUUCCCCUCGCAUCUCUGACAUUAAAAUUCUAGUCACGUUCAGCGAAAAGGGCAGGAGUUAGAUGGCCAUACAGGUCCCUGAGAAGAGCCCCGGUUCUCUCAUUUCGCCUCCACGCCUCCUACUCAGCUUCCUAUAGUGUCUUCUCGUCUGUUCACCGCGCUGAUCCGUUCAAACUUGAGGACAGCAUGACAGGAGGACUGAAGGACGGCGAAACAGAAGAGGAGUUUCUGCAUUCACCGUUCAUCCGAAAACAAGGGAACAUUUACAAACCUAACAACAAAGACAUGGACAACGACAGUCUGAACGAGAAGACGAUGGACGACGUCCACACCAAAGAGAUCGACCUGGUCAACCGUGACCCGAAGCGCAUAAACGACGAUGUGGUCAAGGUAGACUUUGAGGACGUGAUUGCCGAGCCUGCAGGGACCUACAGCUUCGACGGCGUGUGGAAAGCCAGCUUCACCACCUUCACUGUGACCAAGUACUGGUGCUACCGGCUGCUGACGGCCCUGGUCGGCAUCCCCCUGGCGCUGAUCUGGGGAAUCUUCUUCGCCAUCCUGUCCUUCCUGCACAUCUGGGCCGUGGUGCCGUGCGUCAAGAGCUACCUGAUCGAGAUCCACUGCGUCAGCCGCGUAUACUCCAUCUGCGUGCACACCUUCUGCGACCCGUUAUUUGAGGCCAUGGGCAAGUGCCUCAGCAGCAUCCGAAUCAGCACAACCAAGGAGGUGUAGUGUCCACGAAGAGGAGGAGGAGGAUUAACGGAAAGAGGGGAGGGAAGUAGGGAGGGCUACAGCAACACAGAUGGAGGGGAAAGUCACAACAGAGAAGAAGAAGAAGAAAAAUAGACCUCUGGGAAAUGAGAAGUGAGACUUUUCCAGAGCUUGGCGGGGGUUGUGUGGAAGUGAAGAGGCGUGGUCACAUGGCACCUCACCCCGUCAGCUGUUUUUUUCUCUCCAGUGUUGCCUUUACCAAACAGGUGGGCACAGGAAAUCAAAGGGGUCGUUCUCCGGGGUUUAUGUUGUUGUUUUGUUUGUGUUGUUUUUUUGUUUUUUUUUAUUCCUCCCUGUUCAUUUUGUCAAGCAAGCGACCGAGCUCUGUUUCUCUUUUCUGUCAGUUUUGCCAAAUGAUGUAAAUUCCUUCCAUUCUUUCUGUGAGCUUCUCACUUUGAGUGAUUCAUGUGAAGAGGGGAUGUCAGGGUGUAUCACUGUCUUCUCUCGCGCUUAUUAGUGUGUGUGUGUGUGUGUGUGUGUGUGUGUGUGUGUGUGUGUGUGUGUGUGUGUGUGUGGGUGUGUGUUUUGGAGCCGUUGGGCAGGGCAGGGCGGUUGGACGCCGGGGGUUAGGGGGGUCAAAGCGGAGAGAACGAGUGAGCGCUGCCAAAUUCUAUCUGACUCAGCGAAAUCAAAACACAAGCCCGCAAGCCGAACAGCACAGCAACAGCCCUCCCUCUGCUCGCCCUCCACCCCCUCAUGACCUCCAACCCACCAAGCCAACCGCCCCCCCCCCCCCAACCCUUCGCCCGGCUUCCCAGCAGUCUGACACACUGAACCUGCCCUCGUUCCUGCAUGCACCUGCGUCGCCUUGCCAGCAACUCGCCGUCCGCCACCGCCACACGCCCCCGCCUCGCUCACGGCUUCUUACCCCACCUCAAACUAAAGUCUCCAUCAUCACCAUUGUCCUCGUGUGUGACUGAGAAUGUUAGCCUUUGAAUUUUUUUACAAAAGAAAUAUCCCUUUUGAACUCCAAUGUGGGUUUACUGACCAACUUUGGCUUUUUCAUUUUUCAGUGAAGCUCUUAAAUGCACCAUAGUCCCAUAGUGAAUGCUUUUUUUCCCCUACUCUAUGAAUAUGAAGAACUUUGAGGGUUUAACUUGUAUGCCGUUGUUUUAAUAUCCUGUAUGUACUGUAUGGGUGUCGACUUUACAAGCUGUGUCCUCAUUCCAGUGCACUAAUCUAUGGGAAAGUAUUGUUAGUGAGUAGCACUAAUGAAGAUCUCCUGUCUCUAUUUGCAAAGGUAGCAGAGUACUAGCGGUUACUUUUGACAAGCUUGUGUGGAGAUGUUUCUUACGCGCUGUGGUACUUGCACAGGUUAAUGCAUUGGAAUUAAGAUAAUGUGAGAUGGAAUGUGUGAUUUCUUUUUUAUGCAUUUUUAGUUGUUAUCUGGUCAUUAUUUUGCAUCCCAUCCAUCCUUUUUUGUUGUUUUUUUGUUUUUUAUUUUACCCCAAGUAACUUGUUCUGUUCGCUUCUUGACUGUGGACACGAUGCUGAAAAGCAUCAAACUGAAGCCUCCCGCCCCAGAGAUGGGUGAAGGGAGGGACGGUUGGGUGGGGUUUCUGUAAUGGGGUGGGGGGGGUAUGUUUUAUUGAGACACUACACUACGCUUUGACUCCGUCACCUUCACUCUACCUGCUGUCUUCUCACAGGGAUGGUAAUAUCACAGCACCUGUUCCUUGAAUUGAGUGUUUUAAGCUCCAAAGGUGAUACUGUUAUAAGAAAAUAUGUGUUUUUUUCCCUUCCUUGCUUUUACUGUACAAUAUCACGCUGUGCACAUUAAAAUUUAAUAUAAUCCAG